Molecule: messenger RNA, 1500 nt
Organism: Botrytis fragariae
Lineage: Eukaryota; Fungi; Ascomycota; Leotiomycetes; Helotiales; Sclerotiniaceae
Exons: 4
Coding region: 1-1500 (499 amino acids)
Source: RefSeq, a predicted model, not a curated record
AUGCUUGAUAUAUAUUCUGCUCCUAUUCCAUCUCCUACAUUCUUUGAGGAUUCUUUUGCUGUUACAUCUCCAGCUAUCUUCAAGAAACCUCUUCUACCUCGUCUCAAGAUGACCACCAUGGGGGAGCCUGCCUUUGGCGGGGGUCAUGGUGUACCUCACAGUGCAAGUCACACAAGCGCUAGAGCUUCAGAUAUUCCCUGGACUCCUUACAGUGCUGUCUCGUCAUUUAAUCUUCCAGCACACUACGAUUCAUCUUUAAUCACGCCUAUUGCAAUGGCACCAUCUCCAAGCAUUUCUUCAAGGCCAGCACCCACAGUGAGAGAAAGGGAUAUAAAGCUAUCUCCAUCCAUGGAAUCACCAGAUUAUCCGCUCUUUGGUGGGGGCGAAGACGACUUUGGUUCCAGACUCGGUUCUGCCCCAAUGAAGCGAAAAGACCCAAGUUCCAAUAAUUCCAAGAUUCCUACCAGCGAGCCUAAUUAUCCUACUUCUCCUGCUCUUUUCUGUCCUUCUCCGUAUUAUGGGGCAUUUGGAGUUUCCGCUACGCCAAAAACAGGACGAACAGCUGAGUUAACAUCUCCAAACAUGAAUACCAGUCCUCACAAUACAAAUUCAAGUGCUAUGAGCGCCGAUCUCCGAAGAUCACGCCACGCCACACCAGCUCAAAGUCCUGAAAGCUACAGGGUAAACAAUCCCGCACCGAUACUGAUUGCUCCUAAUCCCAACACAAUGCGACCAGCGACGGCUAGGCCUGGAGAUAUGCCAUAUGGCCGUCAUGAUUCUACGCAUUCCAUGCAUUCCUAUAACUCGACACCACCCCAAUACCAAGAGCAACUUGCUCCCAUUACUGCUCGAAGGAAGAGAAAGGGAGCUCCCACACAGUUGGACGGAGAUAUUCUUUAUCAUGAGAAUAUUACUCACGAGGAACAAAUUCUGAUGCAGCUAUCAGAUGUUGAAGGCCUCGCUUGGAAAGAGAUUGCUAAGCAGUUCAAUGAGAGGACAGGCAGGACUAUGAAAGUGCCAGCUCUACAAAUGCGCAAGAAGCGACUUUGUGAACGUCUCCGCGUUUGGACUGAUUGCGAGGAGCGAGCUUUGACACUUGCUUGGGAAGAUUACGAGAGAGAUAAAUGGGAAGCAGUCGCAAAAGGCAUGAUGAAGCAUGGAGUUGAAGAAAAGUGGAGUAAAGAAGCCGUCCAGAGAAAGUUCAACGAAAUGUUCCCUCCCGACGAUCGAUCAUACAAUACGGAGUAUGCAUUAUCCAAACAUGCGGAGCAACUGAACUACGAUAUCAAGAUUGAACCACGAACGCCGUGGCCAAAUCAUGAUGAAAGAGACAGCGCAAUUCACAGUCUCACAGACGAAGAGCAAACUUUAGUAGGCGAGUUGAGGAGUAGGACUGCAAGUGAUGCUAGUUCGCUACAUUAUCAGCAGCAUCAGCAUCAACAAAUCAUGUAUGCGCAACAGCAUCAACAGCAGCAUCAAGAGAUGUGGGCAGGGAAUUGA